Messenger RNA from Cynoglossus semilaevis (tongue sole), 4236 nucleotides. It is a transcript of the gene tmem200a, whose product is annotated as transmembrane protein 200A. The record is from RefSeq and is a predicted model, not a curated record. The transcript is spliced from 5 exons. The coding region runs from base 713 to 2383 and encodes 556 amino acids. NCBI's taxonomy places the organism in Eukaryota, Metazoa, Chordata, Actinopteri, Pleuronectiformes, Cynoglossidae.
AGAGAAAGAGAGAGAGAGAGAGCGCUUUGGUGGAAUUGGAUGGAUCUGUGCAGCAGUUGCACCUUUUUGUGUUGCAGAGGAAUAAAUACGCUUUAGUCGCUCCUCGAGGACGCCUAUCACUUAUUUUAUCGCCUAUUUUUUCAAGCAGCAACUACUGACGUUUAAAUCAAUUUUUAAAUCGCAUGAAAACAAGUUUUUGGGUGCAAGUAAAGACUGAUAAGAGGAGUUUUACGCAUUGUGCCGACCAGAAAGGACUGGGAACUACACGUGCUGUUUUUGUGAUUAACCGAAGGCAGGAUAUUUUUACGCAAGAGAAACACAGCCCCAAAUCCCAGAAGGAUGUAAGGAAUGAUUUUUCCCUCAGUGUUCUCGAGGAGCGUGUUUUUUUUUUUCCAACCUCUUUGUCCAGAGCGCACUGUUUUUCUCCAUGAGGCGUAAAACGCCGUGACACCCUGAAGCGUCACAACUCGGGUUUGACCCAGACAAACUGGACCAAGGCCAGAGGAGCGUCUCCACAAAAGAAGCUUGGAUGUAGUGAAGAAGUGUGGUGAGGUUUUCCAGCCCCGGGUGUCUCCUGUCAUCUUGAUUCACCCCCGUAUGGCGUUGUACUGGAAGUGAUCUGCACAGGACAGGAUGGUUUCUGACCCUCUCUCUGAUUUACGUCCCUAACGGCACACCGACAGUGGAAUCUGGAGUUCUGUGAAGGUUAAAUAUGACUGCAGCAGCAGCUGUGUUAACAGGCUUGGCCAAACUAAAACGUCAAGACUCCGCUCGCUCCCAGCAUCGACCCGUACCACCCACGUCGCCGGGCCUGGGAAAUCAUGUCCCAGAGGCCGCUCCAAGAAAAAGAAAGCGUCGCACUGAUGUUGUGGUGGUCCGUGGCCGGCUCCGCCUCUACUCCGCCUCUGGGUUUUUUCUACUUCUGGGUCUGAUCAUCUUAGCCUUUGGGAUUGGUAUGGCAACACUGGGCUACUGGCCUCACGGUGAAACCAAGAUCCCAGGCAAAUUUGAAACUAGUGUGGAAUCUGAGACAGUAGCUGACAGAGAAGCCAAAUGGUCUAAUGAAGCCAGGAUAGUCACAGAUGGGGACGAGGAACUGUCCAGCAGGAGUCACCAUGUGCAAGGCACGGCCUCCAAGCAGACUGAAGGUGGGGCUUUGACACGCUUCCUGGAACAGCAUCGUCACUCAGAAAGGAUGAAGAUGCUCGGGCCAUUCACCAUGGGGAUUGGAAUUUUUAUUUUUAUUUGUGCAAAUGCCAUUCUUCAUGAAAACAGAGACAGGGAAACAAAGAUAAUCCAUAUGAGAGACAUGUACUCCACUGUAAUUGACAUUCAUCGCCUGCGGCAGAGAGAGCAGAAGCAACAGAAAAACAGCACGUACGCAAGAGAUAUCGCAGACCUUCAAGGAUUUGGGGUAGAUGAUGCAACAAGGUUAGCCAACUCCCUCCUGGCCUUCUCCUCUCAGGUUGGAGGAGGAAGAGGCUCCACAGAGGAGGAAGUGCUCCUAGGAGAUGAGGAAUUCCACAGGCAAAGAGAGCAGGCCAAGUUGGAUUGCAGCUUUGCGGGGCUACUGGCCCCUCUUUACAAGGACCGGCCCUUCUGUGGCCCAGGGCUGGCCCACUCAGACUCCUUUCACCAUCAGUGGUCGGUGGAUGGAGAUGGAGAGAAGAGAGGACACCAUGCUCGCUCCAUUGUCUCCUCCUCUAUCUCAGCCUUUACUCUGCCUGUCAUAAAACUCAAUAACUGUGUUAUUGAUGAACCAGAGAUGGAGGUGAUCACAGAGGAGGAGAGAGUGGGCGUAGGAGGAGAGAGACGAGACGGACAUACGGAGCAGCCGCUGUGCUCCAUGGAGUCGUUGGCUGUUCCUGUAGCAUCUGUUGCCAAGGCCUCCAAACCACCGAGUUUGCACAGGAGUAACUCUGCCUCCUCAUCAUCCCACUGCUCCUCCGUCUCCUCUUCUUCUCUGUCUCCCACACCUUCCUCUACCUCAGGCUGUUGGCUCUCCCCAGGAGCAGCCAGGAUUGACCUUGGCUCCAACUCCUCUCUUCACAUGCUGAGUAGCCACUCCAAAUCCCUGGACCUGGAGCGAGGGCCCAGCAUGCUCAGCGUGCACCCAGAGCAGAGGAAGCACCCCAGCUGGCCUCGCCUUGACCGCAGUAACAGUGGCAACAGGGGCAGCAGCAAAGGCUACGUGAGGCUGGAGGACAGAGAGGAGCAGGGGGAGCGGAUCCUGGAGGCGUCAGCAUCGACGACGGGGAGACGAGACUACAGCAAACGCGAGAAGCUGUUGAUGAUAUCAAGGUCGCACAAUAAUCUUAGUUUUGAACAUGACGACUUAAACAGCAGCACGAUGAAGAGAGGCAGUUCCGAGACUCGGUUUUGAAGUUGAUGACUUUUUUUUAAAGGUUGAAACCACUUGUAUUGAGGUGUUUAAUUUCUUGUUUCAAAGUCUUUGUGUCAGGGAGAACUGAGUGUACUAAGAGCUGAGCGCCUUAAAAAAAACCCAACAUUUUAAAUCAGCAGGCAGCAAAGUCGUGAAUGACUAUUUUUAAUCUGAGAGGAUUCCCUUCUAUCUGGGCAAGAAACUGAAUGGUUUCCCACCAGGUUAUAAGACGCUGUUCAGCAGUUGGCUAUGACUCUCUUAGCAAGGAGAUGGAUUUUCUAUCAUUGGUCUUGUUUCUAAAAAAAUAAAAAAGAUAAAUAGUUUUAUUAUCAUAUAAACUAGACACAUUGUGCUGUUUUAGAGGUAAAAAAAUGCCAAACAUUUACUGAGUCCUGUUGUACUUUCCUAGUUAUUUUCAACAGAAGUUUGAUCAUUACAGAGCAAAUGGAUGAAGACAGAUCAUAACAAGCGCAAAGCAACAUGAACUUGUUUGCAAAAACCCAUGUGUCAGAGUGAAACAUCUAUUCCAACCCAGCGUUUGUACGAGCAGUCACAUAUAGGACCUCUGUUGCCUUCAGUUCCUUCCAGACUUAUAUAUUGGUUGUGAAGCGUGGAAAGCUGAAGUGCAGCUUUCCUAACACAGCUCUAAUGUUUGAAACAAAGAAACACCAGCAGAGGCCAGAAACUUUUUUGUUGCUUGUUUCACCAAGAAGAUGAUUACGUAAAGCAGCUUUUUGCUCUCAAAGUCCUGGGGAAGCUGUUUUUCUAGAGUCCAGCCCCCCGUUGCUUGCCUCACAUCUUAUCCUAUUUGAAAAGUUUUUCACCUACAGUGAAAAUGUUUGUUCAUGUUGCCUAGAACGCUGCCAUUUUGAACAUAUGAAGAUGCAAAAAUCCCUGUCUAAAAUUCUGCAGAAGGUUUGCUUUGAAACACCUGGGCUGCAUUUGUAAACUCUCGGGACACAUUUUUACCAGUCAACACUGUGUCCAUAUCACAGACUUCAGACUUCACAAAGUUUGUUUUCUCCAGCUGGCAUUGAGAACAAAGCAAGGCUGAACAUACUUAGGGAAAAGAUUCAUACUUUGAUAGACUUUGUUUUAUAAUGUCGCCCAGGUCUGGGCUGUAAAACUACCACAGGAAAAUUGAGAAACAUGAUAGACUGCAUUGAUGUACUGAGGUUAUAAGGUGUUUGACUGGGGUUGUUUAUGUUUGUCAGGUAAGUGAAGACAUACAGAAUUGACUUUUGGCACCAACUCACGAGGGCUACAAACAAAAGUCAUGUUAUGAAAUGUAUUAAAACUAUUACUCAUAAGGCUUAAUAAUUUGAUGAUCAUUUCUGACUCUCUGUUAGUGAACAAACUGGACCAGAUACAGCAAACAAAAAUAAACCACCGUAAGCCCACGAAGCCUCUUAAUCCCAGAAAAACCUGCGCUGCUUUUUUUUGCCACACGUGUCAUUUCUCUACAGAUAUUUGUGUGUUCCUGUUCAUUGAAUGCAAUAUUAAUGAAAUUGUGUGAAAACUGUGUCACUGGUUCUAGAACUAGAACUUCUUCUGACUAGCAGUAUUAAUGUUUUGCCACCAUUCUACAGUUAACUAGUGUGUCCACUGCAUUAGUUUCAAUUUAUACCAUUUUCAUUUCUGGUUCUGUUUGACUUCUAUCAUCUAAUCAUUGAACAAAUGUGUAACAGUAAUGUUCUUUUUGCAGUUUGUAUGCCAGCACACAUUCGGAGUAUCCCAUCUGUGUUCAGUGGUUUGACCAUUUGACAAGAACGCUUCAAUAACUGGUUCCUCAUAGUUUAUGGGUCAGUGUCUAAUUUUAACCAGUCUUGAAAUAAACUGUAUUUUUACUUAAA